AUGAACAAUAAUACUACUAUGAAAUUAGGUAAACUUCAAAAUUUAAAUACUUCAAUAAAAAUGAUCCCUGAUGAGGCUGAAGAUAAAUCUGCUAGAAGGAAAGCUCUGAAUGCCAGAAAGAGGAAACUUAUAUUGGCAUAAUCCAAAAAAUUUAUAAUGAGAUCAACUGAUAACGUAGGUGGGACAUAAGCGAGUUAAUCAUUAGGUAAAGAUCAGAAAAAAAAUGUAUAAUCCAUUUACAUGAAAUCAAAUAUGAUCCAGAGAAUGAUGGAUCAUGAAAAUCAAAGGCAAUAGUUCAAAUACUAUGCAAACCCAGCAGAUACACUUGAUAAAAAUGCUGUUUCUUAUAAGUAAAUAAAAAAGGAGCCUGUAUCAUACAAUACAAUAUAAUCAAGAUUACAGAAAUGGAAAGAAACAAGAGAAAUUGAUGGAGAUGAUGAUAAUCAUUUGUUUUCAAACAACAAUUAUGAUAUUGAGGGUUUUAACAAAGAUGAAAGUAGGGAAAAAUCACUUGACUCUGCAUCAAGAGUUGGAAAAAACUAUUAAUCCUAAGAAAUGUAUAAGGAGCUUAAAGGUUUGCAGCCAUUGACAAAAAAUAUCUUUCAAGCUAAGCUUACUAGAAACCUUGCAGGAAAUUUCGAGGAGUAAAAAUCUUUUAAAAAUUCUAGUGAGUUUAGAGGUUAGGUCGAAAAAGAUUAUUAUCAGACUACAAAACAUAAACCAUCAUUGUUUAAAUUGAAAUAAAACUCAUCAAUAGAUGAAAGAAAGAAAUCUAAAUUUUAUGACGAUUUUGUAGUCACUUCAUAAUCUAAACCUGCUAUUAAAUCGAAAUUAAAAAAGAAAAGUUUGAGGCACUAACUUGAACUAGUUUUAUGA
Stylonychia lemnae is the source of this 876-nucleotide messenger RNA. The record is from the annotation of a GenBank genome assembly. Lineage: Eukaryota; Ciliophora; Spirotrichea; Sporadotrichida; Oxytrichidae.